UUUUUUCUUCUUCCUUCGUAUAAAAUCUUCAGCCGCCUCUGAAACAUAACUAGGGUUUCCGCUUCCUUCACCAUUCAGGAUCAAAGGUUCGUGAACUGAGAAGAAACUCAAGAUGAGUAAGCUUCAGAGUGAGGCUCUUAGAGAAGCCAUUUCUACAGUGAAGACCAAAUCUGAUGAGAAGAAACGUAACUUUGUGGAGACAGUUGAGCUUCAGAUUGGUCUCAAGAACUACGACCCACAAAAGGAUAAGCGUUUCAGUGGAUCUGUUAAGCUUCCCCACAUUCCUCGCCCAAAAAUGAAGAUUUGUAUGCUUGGAGAUGCUCAGCAUGUUGAGGAGGCUGAGAAAAUGGGACUUGACUACAUGGAUGUUGAGGCUUUGAAGAAGCUCAACAAAAACAAGAAGCUUGUUAAGAAGCUCGCCAAGAAGUACCAUGCUUUCUUGGCUUCUGAGUCUGUUAUUAAGCAGAUUCCUCGUCUUCUUGGUCCCGGUCUUAACAAGGCAGGAAAGUUCCCAACACUAGUGAGUCACCAAGAGUCUUUGGAAGGAAAGGUGAACGAGACCAAAGCCACAGUGAAGUUCCAGUUGAAGAAAGUUCUAUGUAUGGGUGUUGCUGUUGGUAACCUUUCCAUGGAAGAGAAGCAGCUCUUCCAGAAUGUGCAGAUGAGCGUUAACUUCCUUGUCUCCCUCUUGAAGAAGAACUGGCAAAACGUAAGGUGUUUGUACUUGAAGAGCACCAUGGGACCACCUCAAAGAAUCUUUUGAGCUCUCUCUUCUUCUCUACUCCUUAUAUCUCAGAAUUUUGCAUUGUGUUUUUGUUUCAGAGAUCUGUGCUUCUUGGGAUAUGGUUUGGAUUGAUAUUAGCAGUUGUUUUUGGUUGACAAUAUUUUAUGCAAUAUUCUCUUCAGUUAUCUUUUUCUAUUAUCA
This is a messenger RNA of Capsella rubella, 925 nucleotides long. RefSeq names its product 60S ribosomal protein L10a-2. Gene Ontology annotation, biological process: translation. The record is from RefSeq and is a predicted model, not a curated record. Gene Ontology annotation, molecular function: RNA binding; structural constituent of ribosome. Gene Ontology annotation, cellular component: large ribosomal subunit. The transcript has 6 exons. Bases 113 to 763 code for a protein of 216 amino acids. NCBI's taxonomy places the organism in Eukaryota, Viridiplantae, Streptophyta, Magnoliopsida, Brassicales, Brassicaceae.